UAUUUAUGGUUUAUUCCAUAGGUGCCAGCUAGAAAACAAGAUCACAAAUGGACCGUAAAGUAAUGUUCGUUCUAACAAUGGGGAUUUUGAUCUUACCUGCUCUUGUACGGGGUUCGCGGCAAAAUCCCGAGUCGUUGCUGCGAUUACCAUCAUCGUCAUCAUCAUCCCCAGCAAUUAGGGCCUAUUCAUCAUCGGAUGGUUUAUGGUCAAGAGCUAUCAAAUGUCAGCAAAGUUUGAUCGCAUCAGCUGCUGCUCAAGUGAAUGCAGAAAACGGAGUUUCUUCGUUGAGGCACGACCCCGUUUUAGCGUGGGGACUCGUGCGAAACUCCGAGUGUGCAAAAAAGUUGGCCAGACAAGGCAGGCAAUUAUCCUUUCUGGAUGCGAUUCUGCAAGGUUUCAGGGAGGAUAAUUCGCGAUCGAACAAUUCUUGCAUCUUGUGUCCUGGAGACGGGCGAGAACAGCUGGUGCAAAAUUUUGCCAAAUGCUUCUCUGGGUCAGACAUCAUGUGUUGCUCCUGCAUUUACCAUGCAGCAAUCCAAGUGGGACAAGCCAUGGUUGAUGCAGCCAUAGUAGCAGAAGAGGGACAAAGCACAGAGCCAUCAACCCUGGAAGAAACCACACCCACAGAGCAUGAUGAUGAUGACAUGCAACAUGUACUGGAAGGACAAACAGAGGAAGCUGCUGCUGCUGUUGAUCCUGGAGUGCAACGAGCGGAUCUAGAAUAUAUCAUAAACUUGAGAAAUCAGCCCCUGUAGAAGAAAGAUGAAAUUUGAAAUUUUUGCUGCUUCAAAAAAAUUGGAGAUUCUUCCUGGAAAAUAAAAACAUCCAGAUAUAUUCCGUCCAGCGAUUGGGAAAUUGAGAGGAACGUUUUUUUGUGACUGUGUUUUUUUUUCUCGGCAUCUGUAACUAAAACGCGAGCAGAUUAAAAAUGCCGGAUUUGUGUUUAGGAACCAAUAUUUUCAUCUGAAGAAAAUAUUAUUUUGCUGCAAAUAUAACUCGAGGGUCUUUCCGUGAGA
Molecule: messenger RNA, 1016 nt
Organism: Notodromas monacha
Lineage: Eukaryota; Metazoa; Arthropoda; Ostracoda; Podocopida; Cyprididae
Source: the annotation of a GenBank genome assembly